AUAUAAUAAUGAUUAAGAAUAAAAGAAAGAUAAAGAACUCAUGGAGUCAACCUGAUAUCAAGAUUCAGAGAGAAGCUAAUAUAGGAGACAAGCAGCUAUCCAAUCUCUCUAGUAUUAGAAGUGAGGGGUCCGAUAUCAACAGAAAUAAUGAAUCUAAGGAUGACUAUGCUCAAUUUAUCUCCCAUCUCACACUAAAAGAUGGAUCCACAUUGAAUAUAGAGUCGUCAUCAGGAUUAUUUCCCAAAACAACUAAUAUAAAAGACAUGAGUCAAGGGAACAAAAUUAGAUGGUUAGCUCAGAAUCAGUCUAGAGUAACAGAAGCAGGCAAAAGCACUUUCUUGCCUGCUAUCAUCUCUAAAGUUAUUCCGAGGAAGAAGGAGCCCAAAACUCGACUGAGAAAGUACAACUUUGUAUUUCCUAAAAAGCAGGAGGCUGAAUCUAAGGUGAAGGCUUACAAUUUGCCUGAAACAAAAUAUGAUGUUGAUACUAUUAAAGACAUAAGGAUUCAGUAUAAAAUAGUUUACAAUGAGAUCGAAUGCCUUAAGGAGAAUGCCAAAAUGCUGAAUGUAUACUCUGAGCCAUGGAUCCUCUUUCAUUUCCCAAGGAUGACUUUGUCUUCAAAGCGUAGUUUCAACUAUAAGCUUGAAAAGUUAUGAGGAAUGAUCAUCCUCAUUUCUCAGAUUAUCCUUCAAGAGUUUGCUAAAGAUCCUGAAAGUAUAGGAAUCUCCGAUGUUUCACACUUUCUUCAACAAAUUGAUGAGAUCAAUAAUGAGGUGAAAGCUUUGAAGCAGAACUUCGCUGCUCUUACAAGUAUUAUUGUCUUCUUGGAAGACUCUAUAGAAGCAUAUUCUAUAAUCAGCAAGAGCAGUGAUAGAGUAUCAGCCAGGCCUCAGGAAGUCUUAAAGUUACUGAAUCUGGUCAGCAGGGCCAGAUUCAAUUGUACUGAAUUGAUAGAGAGGAUCAAGCUCUUUGAGAAAAAUACUCAUGUUAAAAAUCAUCAAAAAGACCAAGAGACUAAACGUAAGAAAAUAAAGAAGAGUAAGAAAGAUAAGGAAAAUGAGCAAGAUGAAAAAGAAGGAGAAGGUAGUAAGGAGGGGAACUCACCCACUUUUCCCCAGCUGAGCCCUAGAAUCAGCACUGUAGAGAGUCGAAACCUUAAGAACUCUAUGAGCACAGAACUUGAGAAAAAGCAACAAGAUACCAUUAUAUUCCAAAGUCAGGUUUAUUACAAUCCAUAUAUGCAAGAGCAAGCUGAAAAAGCUGAGAAGGCAGCCAAAGCCAAGGCUCUACUAGACAGUAAGAAGAAUUCGAGUAUGAAAGCUUUAAAGGCGAAAUCAUACCUCUAAAAGAUGGAAAAGAGAUUAAAAACAAAGGAAAGCAGACUAAAAAGUUUAUGGCUCAAGUGUUAAAAUAAGAUGCAGCCUUCUAAGAGAGAUAAGUUUACAAUCAAUAAGAAUUUGUUUAAAACAGAUAAGAUCACAAUGGAGACAGAUAUUGAUGAAAGAAAGAAUGACCAGAUCAAGGUGAUCCAGAGGCACAAAAUAGUAACCGAUAAAGCAAUGGAUAUUGCUCUUAGCUACUGAAGUUCAUCGGUGAGAGACCAAAUGAGAAGCAUCAGGAGAGGCGCUUCUCAAAACCAUGCUCAGCUUUAGCCACUACCAGAUGCAUGAAAACGUAUAAGUUUAAGCACA
This is a messenger RNA of Moneuplotes crassus, 1691 nucleotides long. The record is from the annotation of a GenBank genome assembly. NCBI's taxonomy places the organism in Eukaryota, Ciliophora, Spirotrichea, Euplotida, Euplotidae.